GAAAUGAUGUUUCGACAAUCUUUACUUGGCAAAAAUCGUGUUAAUCUUUCUGCUCCUCAUUCCUACACUAGUUGUGUUGAAGCUAAAACGAUUAAUAUUUCUUAUCCCUCGAGUACGACAGUAAUCACUGAUCCGUUUGACAUCAUUCAUACUGAUCUCUGGGGACCAUCUCCUACCAUCUCUCGUUGUGGCUAUCGUUAUUUCGCUCUUUUUAUUGACCAUGCCACUAGAUUUACUUGGGUUUACUUUUUUCGCCUAAAAUCAGAACUCAAAUCUGUCGCUACUGAUUUCUUGAAAAUGAUUCAAACUCAGUUCGAUCAUCCAGUCAAAAUUAUUCGUUCUGACCCUGGUGGUGAAUUCAGUUCAGCUCCGUUGUAUGAAGUUUAUCGGUCUCUUGGUGUUCUGACUCAUCAGUCCUGUCCCGGUAUUUCUCAGCAAAAUGGUUUAGUACAAAGGAAAAACCCCAUGUUAUGGAUUUAACUCGUGCCCUUCUGUAAGCGUCUCUUGUUCCUGGUCGUUUCUGGCCUGAAGCAGUUGCCACUGUUGUUCGUCUCAUAAGUUACCAAAUUACUCCUAUUCUACGAAACACAAGUCCCUUUUUUUGCUCUCUACUCCCGUCAUCCUGAUUACACAAGUCCCUUUGUUCUUCUUCCAAAGCGCGAACGUACGAAACUCACAUAAAAAACUGCUCGGUGUGUUUUUUUGGGAUAUAGUGACGUAAACAAAGGAUACUUGUGUUAUGAUCCUCUUGUUCAGCGUGUCUGAAUCGCCAGUACUAUCAUCUUUUUUGAAAAUAUCAUGUUCCAUUCCUCUGAGUCUUCUUCGGGUGACUUUUUUCCUGCCAAUCUUCCUCCUCCCACGUUUGCCGACGAAGUGGAUGAAGAAUUUUUCCCUGCUGUGGAUCCACCCAAUCCUCCCUCUCCGGAUCUGUCUCCCGACACGUCAACUGCUUCCUCGCCUCCAACCACUGCUUUGUCCACUUCAUCAAUUGCUGCCUCGCCCAGCUCACAUACCACCACCGACACCAGUUCAUCUUCGACACCUGCUGCCUCGCCCAGCUUGCAUACCACCGUCAACACAAGCCCAUCCUCCAGAGCCCCAAAUUCGCCUCUUCAUGAUACCCAGCCAGCUCCCCGUCGUUCAGAACGGUUCACCAAAGGGGUUCCUCCACCAAAAUUUAAUGACUACCUAGAAUAUGGCGUGGACUCUAUAGCUGUUCCGACUCAUUACCGUCAAGCCAAGGGCCAUCCUUUGUGGGAAGCAGCUAUGCGUCGAGAAUUAGAGGCUCUUCAUGCGAAUAAUACGUGGACUCUAGUUCCUCGUCCACCUUCCUCUACUUCGGUUGUCGGUUGUCGUUGGGUCUACACUGUCAAAACGAAACCAGAUGGUACGGUGAAUCAGUAUAAGGCACGACUAGUUGCUCAGGGAUUUACUCAGGAAUAUGGCAUAGACUGCAGUGAGACGUUCGCACCGGUUGCUAAGGUGGCAACGGUUCGUACUUUAUUGUCAGUUGCUUCUCUUCGUCAGUGGCCCUUGUAUCAGAUGGACGUCAAAAAUUCUUUUUUUCACAGCGACUUAGAUGAAGUGAUUUACAUGGAGCCACCUCCCGGAUAUCCUCUUGCUUCUCCUGAUCAGAUUUGUCGACUUAAUCGAUCCUUGUAUGGUCUCAAACAGGCACCUCGUGCUUGGUUUGAUAAAUUUCAUACCACUAUCUCCAACUUGGGUUUUCAACAGAGUCGCAACGACCCAUCAUUGUUUACUCGCACUACUGCAGCUGGUGCUGUUGCUCUUCUCUUAUACGUCGAUGAUAUGGCGAUCACGGGGUCUGAUCAUGACGGUAUUCAACGUCUCAAAGAAGGUCUCAAUGCUUCUUUUAAUCUAAAAGAUCUGGGUGAGUUAUCAUAUUUUUUAGGCCUGGAGGUUAAUCGUGACUCUCGUGGAAUUUUGCUAUGUCAGCAUAAGUAUAUCCCCGACUUGAUGGAUGAUCAUCAAUUCAUAGACUGCAGGCCGGUUUCUACACCUAUGGAGCUCAAUCUACGUCUUGGACGUGAUUCAGGCAUGUUAUUACCCGACAAUAAGGUUUAUAGGAGUAUUGUUGGGAGUCUUAUUUAUCUAUCAGCUACCAGACCUGACAUUUCCUAUGCAGUCCAAGUUGUAAGUCAGUUUAUGGAUGCUCCUCGCUCUGAUCAUUUGGCAGCAGUUCAUCGGAUUUUGCGUUAUCUGCAAGGAACAUGUAAUGUCGGUAUCUUCUUCCCUUCGACUGGUGAUCUUUGUCUUCAGGCCUUCUCGGAUUCCGACUUUGCUGGAUGUGUCGAUUCGCGGUGAUCUACCUCUGGUUGGUGUGUACAGUUUGGUAUAUCCUUUUUGUAAGAAGCAUGAUAAAGUUUCUAAGUCAUCUAUAGAGGCUAAGUAUCGCUCCAUGUCCGAGGUUUAUUCUGAGCUCAUAUGGUUACAACGUCUUCUCCAAGAUUUUGAUGUGGCGUGCUCUCCCUCUUAAUCUCUUUGUGGAAAACACUAGUGCCAUCCGUAUCGCGGUUAAUCCUGUGAUUCAUGAUCGUACCAAGCAUAUCGAGAUACAUGUGCACUAUGUUUGAGAUUUGGUUAAUGCUGGGACUGUCUCUCUUCAUCAUAUUCGAACUGAGGAUCAGGUUGCGGAUAUUUUUACGAAGUCAUUCACCACUAGCCGUCACUGGUACCUGUCGAGCAAAUUGAUGCUUUUCGACCAGCAUCAAUUUGGGGGGAGGCUGUUAGCGGAUUAUACAGGCCCAUGUUUAGGCCUUCUUUUCUUUUAUUUCCAUUACGUUUUGUGUAGCCCAUUUAUUGUGCCCAUGAAGCUCAUGCAGGGGCUGCUCGUGUACGUGGAGAGAGUAGCUCUAGGGUUUAUUUUGUGAUCCCUUCUCGUUGUAUAUAGGCAGAAUGAAGGCUGUGAGAGAGUUACAGAAUACAUACACAAUAAGAUCAGUAUCUCGAAGAGUUUUCACUCUUCCGUGGAUUAGUCCUGGAUUCUCCAGGGAUACCACGUAAAUCCUGUGUCUAUUUCAUGCUUUCCUUUGCAUUCUCGUUCAGUUCAUCAUCAUCAAAUCAGGAUAAUCAAACAUUUUAUUUAAAUAGUAUAUAAUUGGGGGUUGACCCGAUCUGCCACAUACCCGCACAGGAUUUACCCACGUCAACCCACAAUUAAGUGAGGCGGGACAUGAGUAUUGAGGUACCCACCCCACUCCGAGCCAUUGCCAUCACUAAUUUCCCGUUAUGGAAUUGAAAAGGGCCAGAAUAUGAGUGUGUGGUUCGGGUGAUCUAUUUAGCCGACAAUUCAAAAGUAAUGACAAACUAUAUGAAAAAUGAAAGUGAUGAAAACAUAAGUUAAUUAACUAACGUGCAUAUAAGUAUUCUUCGUGUUAAAUUUGGAAGGUUGUUGUUUGAAGUAAAAACUCGAUUUGUGGUCUGUGGAUAUCAAAGUUGACAUUUAGCUUUUAUGGGCUAAAAUUUAUCCUGUUAGCUCAAAGGGCAGACUAGAAACACGGGAAAUCACAUUACAAAAUUCAUGGGAGUGGAUAGCGUGACAAUCCUUAAGGGGUUGUCAAUCUCGCUUCCCUCCUCGUUGUCGUUCAUUUCCCUUUUUCAUCCAACGACCUGGAUUACAGGAAGGGCUUUUUAGUAAGCACCUAAUUCUAGUAAUUUAAAUUAAACUUACAUCUUCUUAAAUCGUCCAAAUAAACUAAUAAAUAAUAACAUAUCGGUGAUUGGUCCAAUUUUUCAGAUGAUGGUUAGUUUCAAAAUUUGAACUAAAAAAUGGUAAAUAUUUUGUCCCCUCCCUUCAAAUGAUUUAGAGAGAAAAGAGUUAGAACCAAAAUCACUCUCUUUUAGGAUUUACCUCAAUAAUACCAAAAAAGAUAAUUUUAUAUAAGACAUAACAUACACUUUACAUCAGUGGGGUGGGGCCUGAAAUUUCAACAAAGAGGCUAAAAAUUUUACACUUAUGGAUUUGAACCAUAGUUAUUAAAGAGAAUUAGGUAGAAUCUUACCAACUAGUUUAUUUUUCAAUUUUGUUAAAAAAUUUAAAUGUACAUACAGUUUGGUAUAAAUGAAUUCCAUAAGUUUUU
Molecule: messenger RNA, 4100 nt
Organism: Linum trigynum
Lineage: Eukaryota; Viridiplantae; Streptophyta; Magnoliopsida; Malpighiales; Linaceae
Source: the annotation of a GenBank genome assembly